UUGCACACUAACUAGCAUUGCUUGGCACGACUUUGCAGGUUCACCAUUGCGUUGAACCAGCACCACCACCACCACCACCACCCGCCAAACCUCCACUGCCGCCCGCCGCCACCACCAACACCACCACACCACCGCCAUGUCCUCACCGUCAUCCAGCUGCGAGGACAUCCUCGCGCCCGUCCCGCGCCCAUUCCACAUCUACUACGACGACGACAUCGAGAAGGGCUUACCCCCCUUCGAGCCCCGCAUCGAGCGCAUCCUCACCCCACUGGGCCACCCCGCAGACUUUUCCCAGCCCGGCGUCCCGCGCCAGCAUCGGGUAUACGGCAAUCCCACACCGCUCGGACUAUUGUCGUUCGGAUACGGCUUUUUCCUCCUCUCAGCGUUCACGUUGCGAGCCCAAGGGGUGCACUCUGUAAAUGUGGCAGUUCCUGCACUUGUCCUCUUUGGCGGCAUUUCACAGACCUUGUGCGGCUGGUGGGAGAUGUCCCUCGGUAACACGUACAUGGCGACCAUCUUCGGCUCGCAUGGCGCUUUUAGCCUGUCCUACGGGGCGAUGUACCUCCCAGCGUUUGGUGUCGUGUCCGCGUACACGCUCCCCGACGGCACCCUCGGCUCCGAGUUCAGCGAGGCCCUCGGGCUCUACUUUGUCGGCUGGGCGAUGGUGUCGGUCCUCUUCGUCAUGGGCAGCCUGCGCUCGUCGGUCGCGAUGAUGGCCGUGCUCACUGCGACUGCGCUGUCGUUCCUCACCCUGGCGGUGUACCACCUCACCGAAUCCAACGGCGCGCGGAUAGCCGGUGGCGUGUUCAGCGCGCUCACGACGGCUGCCGCGUGGUGGACCGCCAUGGCGGGAUACUGGCACGAGGACAACACUAGCCCGUGGGUGCGCGUCAGCGCAGGCGACAUGUGGCGAUAGCGACCUGCAUACGGCGCUAGAGAACCAAGAGAAGCAGCAACACAACAAUGUCUCAACGAUGUACACUACUGUAUGAACUCUCGCAUGGAAUGGAACA
Vanrija pseudolonga is the source of this 1013-nucleotide messenger RNA. Its product is annotated as ammonium permease ATO2-like protein. Gene Ontology annotation, molecular function: acetate transmembrane transporter activity. Bases 137 to 916 code for a protein of 259 amino acids. The transcript has 7 exons. Gene Ontology annotation, cellular component: plasma membrane. The record is from RefSeq and is a predicted model, not a curated record. Lineage: Eukaryota; Fungi; Basidiomycota; Tremellomycetes; Trichosporonales; Trichosporonaceae.